Neoarius graeffei (lesser salmon catfish) is the source of this 1913-nucleotide messenger RNA. RefSeq lists its product as uncharacterized. Lineage: Eukaryota; Metazoa; Chordata; Actinopteri; Siluriformes; Ariidae. The transcript is spliced from 2 exons. Gene Ontology annotation, molecular function: nucleic acid binding. The coding region runs from base 1070 to 1792 and encodes 240 amino acids. The record is from RefSeq and is a predicted model, not a curated record.
CAGUUUUUUUCAAUUGCUUACACACAAAACCUUUAUAUAUUACAGUAUUUCUAAACUCUGUCACUCAAACUUCACAACUCCGCCUCAAAUCAGCAAAACCAUAAACUAAUUCUCAGCCUUGACACAGUUUUCAAUUUAGCUAUUCACUUUCUGCAAAUCAGUACACACAAUUCUCUACCUAACACACGAAAAUCUAACAGGAAGUAACUUGAUUUCCUAUUUCACACACAACCAACCAAAAUGCCACACUUAUUCCUCAGUGCUUCAGACUGUGUCCUCAUAUGUGCAAACAAUAAUUGCUUUAAUGAACACCAACCAAUCACUGCCUGUCAUAGGCCUAUAAACAGGGUAAAGGUCAAGUUAUCAGUCUUGAACAAUGGAUAACAACAAUGCAGAGAGAGCCAGGGGAGUCAGAGGAAGGCACAGAGGACGACGAGGAGUUCGGGUUCGUGGAGGACGCUUUGGAAGGGGAGCAGGAAGAGGACAAGUUGAAGGAGGAAGGGACGAAGAACCAAGAAGAAUAGUCUCUGAUGAGAUUAGGGCUACUCUGAUUGAUCACGUGAUCAAUCAUGGGUUGACCAUGAGAGAGGCUGGACUCAGAGUCCAGCCCAACUUGAGUCAAUUUACAGUGGCGGUCAUAAUUCGAACUUUUCGAAAUGAGAACAGGUAUGCAACAAUCAACAGUACUGUAAUGUACAUGUAAUAGCCAUUCCUGCAUAGCUGUAAAAUACAUGUAUACUAUUGUAGCUCCAAGCAUCCAUUUUACUCCACUACACUGUAUGAAUGGUCACAGGGCAGCACAACCUUGACUUUAUACAGCACUCUUACAGUACUACUGUAUUUCUGAAUUUUCUAGAGUGGAAAGACAACAGCAUCAUGGAGGACGAGGUCGUAUAUUUUCACAAGAGCAGGAGACGGCCGUUGUGAAUAUGGUUUUGGCAAAUAAUGGCAUUAGAAUCUGUGAGAUUCAAAAUCAUAUUUUGGAAGACAUCACCAUAUUCAACAAUAUUGAUGCUGUUAGUCUAUCUACAGUACGAUACAUCGGGUCCUCCAGAGGAAUCAGUUAUGGAUGAAGCAGCUGUACAGGGUCCCAUUUGAAAGGAACUGUGACAGAGUCAGGAACCUGCGGCGUGACUAUGUGGAGAGAAUUUUGGAGAUGGAUGCCCACCCCAUCCUCCAUGAAUACAUUUAUGUGGAUGAGGUGGGAUUCAACCUCACAAAGUCAAGCUGGAGGGGGAGAAACAUCAUUGGACAGAGGACAAUUGUCAAUGUCCCAGGCCAACGUGGAGGAAAUGUCACCAUGUGUGCCGCCAUAACACAGAAUGGUGUCCUGCACCACCAUGCAACACUUGGCCCCUAUAACACUGGUCAUAUCCUAACAUUUCUGGACAAUAUUCAUGGUAUUCUUGCUCCAAAAGAAGAGAAUCCAGAACAGUCAAGAUUUGUGGUUAUAUGGGAUAAUGUUAGUUUUCAUCGCUCCCAGCUGGUCCAAAAUUGGUUUGUCAACCAUCCCCAUUUUUCUGUUGUCAACCUGCCUCCAUAUUCACCAUUUCUUAACCCGAUCGAAGAAUUCUUCUCAACAUGGCGUUGGAAAGUGUAUGAUCAUCGUCCCUAUGCCCGCCUUACACUUCUCCAGGCAAUGGAGGAAGCAUGUGGUGACAUUGAUGCUGCUUCUAUCCAAGGUUGGAUACGCCACACAAGACGAUCCUUUCCUCGAUGUUUGGCAAGAGAAAAUAUAGCAUGCGAUGUUGAUGAAAUAUUGUGGCCAGACCCAGCCCGGAGGAGAGAUUAAUCCUAAAUACACACCCAACUUGCUCUCCCCAUCAACAAACAAACACACACACUUUUUCAUAAAUGUCUAUUUUUUGGUUGCUGUAUCACCAUAUGUGGUGGUUGGUGUACUUUGCUUUCUU